Filobasidium floriforme is the source of this 3594-nucleotide messenger RNA. RefSeq lists its product as uncharacterized. Lineage: Eukaryota; Fungi; Basidiomycota; Tremellomycetes; Filobasidiales; Filobasidiaceae. Bases 1 to 3594 code for a protein of 1197 amino acids. The transcript is spliced from 4 exons. The record is from RefSeq and is a predicted model, not a curated record.
AUGUCUGCCCCUGCAAAGAACUUGAACGCCGGACUGAUAGCAGCGCAGAAGGCAAGGGAGAUCAAAGCCGCCCGGAAUAAGAAAAGGCUUGAGAAUCUCAAGAAUAUCAACCGAAAGAGGCCGGCGCCGAGUGAAGAGAGAGAGGAAGAGCAGGCCGCCAAAAAACCGCGAACGAGCAAGAGUCCUUCUCUUAGUAGUAUUAGUGACUCUGCCCCUCUUGCCGAUCUUCUCCCGCCUACUCGAGAAGGGUUGACGACCGGUUUAGGGAGUGAAGAGGGAUCGAGGAAUAGGCCGUUGAAGUUGAGGUUUACGCGACCGGUGAUUGAAGGGAAAGCAGAUGUUCAAGGCCCAGAAAAGAAAACGACUCAGGAUGACCGUGAGGAGAGUAUCCCCCCGGUUUCGAACGAUCCUCGCGUUUUCAAAAAGAUGGUGAAGAACAGCGAGGUCGGGGACAACGAUGUGAAGGUCCACGGUUGGAUGCGACAAGGGUCAGCAGAUCCCCUACCCCUGCCUUCAACCCCCAACCCACAUCAAGGCCCUCCCUCCGACUUAUCGGACGACAUAGCACUCGGGGAAGACCUCAACGGCGUCUCCAAGUCUUCGAAUGCGGAAAAGAGCAAGACUUUGCUGCCUGCGGACGAUGGCGGGGUUGCGAUCGCCAAGGACAAAGGUGAAGGUUUGGUGGCCGCGAACGAUGACACCGCGAACGAUGGCAGGGAUACGGUCGCGGCCAAAGACUUGCCGUUGGCGGAGAAGAAGGACGACGUCCCGCCCGCAGAGAAGAAGGACGAGGUGCCGCCCGCGAACAAGGAUGUGGUCAUGCGAGAUGGGACUACUCAAGCUGUGCCUCCUGUACGGCGUUUUCUUCAAGUCUUUCCGAGCGACAUUGCGGUACGACCGGUCCAGACGGGAUACAAGGAACGACGUGUGUCACGUCGAGCUGGGGCACAAGCGCUGCCUUCGAAUUGGGAGCCCGUCAAGGUCAACAAGGACUCCGAGCCCGUACCGAUGGGCCAGUACGCCAUGGACGUGGCCGAAAAGAAGAUGCAGGGGAGGAAGCGGGGUCGCAGUAUCGAGCCGCAACAAAUCGCGACGACUCAAAUGCCGCGAACGCGCCAUGUUCCCUGGGGCGACGAUCCAAGCAAAGUGCUUGGAGGACAUCGAUGGGUACUCCGCGAGUUGACCCAAAAGCCUAUCUUCAAGUCGGGACCGAUGUCGUGGUCAGAACCCUUCCCAACAGCGAGGUUGAGAGCUCGGGAGGCUUUGCCUGCUGCCCUCCUUCGCGUGUGGCAGGCGCUCUCGAUCGGUUGUGAAUCGGCGGAGGCUUGGGGAGAAGUGGAACGGGAUCUCGCCGAACUACUGGAAGAAGGGUUCGACGCCGACGAAUGGCAAAAGGUCGGAGCCAUUGCUUGUAGUGGGGGCUCGCGAGGGACGCGAACAUGUGCGUUCCAUCAAAUGGUAUGGGAUUGCGGCGUGCGGGAGGCUUUCCAGGGUGAGAUGAAGGCCCCUCCAGUGAGCAGGUUUGUGGAGUUCGCCUUCCACGUCCUGGUCAAAGGAUGUGAGCAGCGCGAGGGGGAUGAAUGGUGGGGAGGAAUGUCAUCGCUGGACCUGAUGAAUAUCCUCCGAGGAGCAGGCUUGGACGACGAAGACGAUGAAGAGCUGCAGAAUACGGUGUCAACGGUACUUGAGCGUCUGAAAGGCAUCGAGAGACGAGAGAUCUCGGCAAGACGAGAUCGACAGCGAGAGAGGAUCCAGGGCGACAUUUCCCCCGCGACCGGGAACAGGGAUGACGGGGAUGCCGAAGCUCGCGAACGGAAGGAACUGGGAAUCAUGGUCCGGGCUGUCGGUUGGCGACGUAUGGUUUUCAUGGGAGAAAACUGGAUGGAAGGAGCGUCUGUGGCUAUGAUCGCAACGAUCGCGGGCGUGAUUCUUGAAGUGUUUGUCUCCCGUGACGACUGGCGAUCGGACUCUUCGCUGAUGGGGGAACUCGAGUUCUUGCGGGAACUGAUCGGACCGGCGGCGUUUUCGACUCGGGAGUGGAUACCCAUCCUCCAACUGCUGCGUCGAACAAGUCUGAUGACUGUUCAGACUGCUUUGAGAAAGUUGCGGGACUGUGUCUUACUGCCGGAGGCUCGUUCGCGGUGGAAGGACCUCGUUCAGAGUGCGGCGGAGAUGUGGGCGUCUGAGCCUGGGGUUCAGCCAGAAAUCAUCCCCGUUGUGAACCUCGAGUGGUUGGGAACGCCUCUUGGUCAUGCCAGCGAUGUGUUGCGGGAGCUCUCCGAAGGUGUCGUACUGUACAUGCCUCGGUCGGUCAAGGAGCAACUCGUACGCGAACGUUUGGGGUCUUUCAGUAGGCCCGUUUGGUCUGGGUUCUUUGCCGACAUGGACCUACUCGAGCGACAAAUGAUCACUCGUCAAACAUGGGAAAGGCGAUUUACGUUGCGUAGGAAUUUCGCUCUUUCGUGGUUGAACGAGUGGACCAAGCCCGGGACGGACAAGAUGUUGCGAAUGCGUGGGUUGAUCUUCGGUCUUCAUCUCGAUCUACCCGGUGGAGCAGCAUUGGUACCGCGGAAUGUGCCAUUUGCCUAUUCGCGGCCCGCAGGUUUCACCGAGAGGAGUCUAAGCGAAGAGCGUGCUGUUCGCGAGGUAGUAGAUCUUUUCGAGAUACCCGACCCGGCAGUGGAUGUUGCGGACAUGGAUCUCGAUAUUGGGGAUGGUCCUGGGCCUGACGCGGACGCUGCUACAGGAGAAGACGCCGGGGACGACGGGAAUACCGGACGAGGGGGAGAAGGGACUGACGAGUCCAACAACAACAACAACGGAGGAGGAGCUGACGAGCCCCCCGAGAAGAACGUGGACGAGGAGGUCGCUGCGAAGUCCAAAUCAAGGACUCCCGGAUCGAAGGAGAGCAGCCCGGCAAAACCCCGUACGAGCAAGAACAGUGCGGGCGUGCUUUCGGCCGGGUUGCCCAAGGAUAGGGAAGAGUCCGAUGACUCUGACUACGCCGACUCUGAAAAAGGCGAUAACGGCGACUCGGGCGAUUCUGACGAUGCGGACGCCUGGGAAGAAGGCGGAUCCUGCGUGAAGAAGCUUGGGGACAAGAAGACCGCGGGAAGGCCAGGAGCGGGAGUCGCUUGGACUCACCAGAUCGGGCCGGCUCAAGACGUCAAUUUCUUCGUCAAGUCGAACGACCAAUACCGCUCGUCCAGCAAGAGCAAGGUCGCGCUGGAGUGGGGCCAGGACGACGAUUGGGUAGACCCAACCUUGAUCUUGCCUUCAAAAGCGAGUGAUAAGAAGUCCUGUGCCACGAAGAAACAGGCCUCGGACGCCCGGUCGAAGAAAGCGGGAGAUAUUCGCGACGCCAUUCACGACAAGUUGAUCGACGCAGCAAGGACAACCGGUACCGUCGGUCUCUACAUGCAGGUGUAUCCGGGUAGGAUGGGUGUAGAGAUGGCGAUAACGCCAAACCUUGAUCCCCAAGAAGCGGAGUGGAAGCGUUUGGCUUACGAGUUCUUCGACUACACGAGUGAGAUUUCGGCCGACUGGGCUAGGAGGAUCCGGGAGAAGGAAGAGGGGUUCAACGACGAAGAGUAA